Messenger RNA from Pantherophis guttatus, 5799 nucleotides. NCBI's taxonomy places the organism in Eukaryota, Metazoa, Chordata, Lepidosauria, Squamata, Colubridae. The record is from RefSeq and is a predicted model, not a curated record.
GGGUGGCAGGCAGGCAGGCGGGCUGGCGGGCCGGCCGGCCGGAGGCAAAGGGGUCUGGGGCGUUGAGCCGUCCGUUGGAAAUCGCUAGAGACGAACGAUCGGGUUUACUGUUCGCAUGUACGAGAGCACAGAUGAAGUACUUGGGUUUAAGCCAGUUUUGGGUCACCGAUGCAAGCUUUGCGCUACGUUAAGGCUGCAGAACCUUGUUAAAGUUAUUUUAACUUGGCGGCUCAUCUGUCUGGUGAAUAUUCCUGGGCCUUCUGGUGACGAGGAGAACUUGAUUUCAAGCCAUCUGCAUGUUUGAUGCUCCCGCUCUGCUAUGGAAUCCUGGCCUACGCUGGGCUGGCUCCUCUUCCUUAGCUUAAUUGCUGACUGCCUGAAGGGAACGCGAGCACGGGACUUUACGGUGAAAGAUAUUGUGUACCUUCAUCCUUCAACAACUCCAUAUCCUGGUGGAUUCAAAUGUUUUACCUGUGAACAAGCAGUAGAUAACUACGAAUGCAACCAGUGGGCUCCAGAUGUGUACUGUCCAAGAGCAACAAGAUACUGUUAUUCUCAACAUACCCUGGAAGCCAACGGAAAGAGUGUAUCAGUCACCAAGAGAUGCGUGCCACUGGAGGAUUGUUUGACUACGGGAUGCAUUGCUCUCCAGCAUAAAGGACUCAAGGUAUGCACUUCUUGUUGUGAAGGAAACAUCUGCAACUUGACAUUACCUAGGAAUUCAAGCGAUGCUGUAUUUUCAACAACAACGCCUAUAAAUCAUACACAGAGACAUUGGCAAGAUACAUCCGUAAUAAUGUUAGGUCUCCUGUCUCUCUUUGCUACGUAGACCUUUUUGGAUCAAUUACCAACUAAACAUCAAGGAAAUCCAGUGGGAUGAAAAUAUUUAUGCACACAAAUAUGACCUUAAUUUAAUAUAUGUUUUUCAAUGCUUUCUUUUUUUAAGUGACAUUUUAAAACAAUCCUUUAAAUUCCUUUUAGCCUUGGCUGACUCAAAAGCCAUACUUUCUGAUCUGUGUCUUUAAAAAAAGGAGGGACUUUUGUUAUAAGUUGAAUGUUCUGAACGAAAACUUUUGUAUAGCCAUUAAAAAUGGGUGUAUUUUUUUUUUAAAACCAUUCUUUAGUCUAGUGAAAGGAAUAUUUCUAGAAAUUGCAUACUUUGAAUAAUAUCAAUUGAAAACCAGGGUUUCAAAAUAACACUAUUCCUCUAUGCAAGAAAGGAUUCUAGAUAAUUGUUUUACAGUAUCAAAUCAAUCUUAGCUUGAUCAUUGUAUUGGAUUUGAUCUCGAUUUAGUAGUCUAUAUUAGUAUAUCGCUAGAUGAGUGGUGCAGUGGCCUAGAGGUGGAGCUCUCGCUCACAAUCAGGAGGCUGUGAGUUCGAUCCUAGGUAGAAGUAGAUCUCUCUCUGGGCACAAUGAGAAUAUAUCUGUUGAACAAAACUCUGCAUUGGCGACAGGAAAGGCAUCCAGCCAAUAAACACUCAGCUCCAUUCAGUUGCCCAGACUCCACCCCACAAGGGAUUAUGGGGGUCAUUAAAAGGAGAUGAUGGUUAGUAUAUCGCUAGACAUAGUGAAAUCACAGCUAAAGUCUCCAUGAUAUUAAUCGGACCUAUGCCAAGACUAGAUUUAAUCCAUAUCUUUUAAUCGACUAUAGGAGAUCAAUACUCAUUUUAGAAAAAAUCAUGGUCAUGAGUGCUAAGCAGCCAUGUGGUUAUUCCCCUGGAUGUACGAAGAUGACAAAUGAUUUCUCUAAAAUGUUUUUUAAUCUGGUAAUAAUUUUUAUUUUUAAAAUGCCUAAGCAGGUUUCAAAUAGUCUAUUCAACUAGUCAUGCUGAUGAUUAAAAAGUUUUAAAUUUUUAUUUACCCUAACCAAUUAAUUAAUAAUAAGACUGUAAUUCUGUGCCCAGUUGCUGAGAGUAAAGCCCAUUGCACUCAUUCUGUGAGAUUGCCAAAUUAUCCAUAUGUACUUGGAAGUAAAUACUAUGGGAAUCCAUAGUAUUUACCAUAAUAAUAGUAAUACCAUUUACUGUUGAACAAACAUGCCAAGAAAAGUGCUAUGCAUGGUGCAGCCCUGUGUCUGAUGUGCUUAUCGAAGCUUGCCUUUAAUUAUUUGCUCUGCAUGCAUGCCAUCUUCGUUUGCUUUGUGAAACUCUAUGUGUGCAUCAGAACCUUGUUGGGAAUCUCUGGGCUAUAAUAAAAAUAGGCACAUUUCAAUAAGAGUUUCCUGCAACAACUGUAAUAAGGAUUUCAACUUGAUCAGAGCUUUCAGUAUAGAGCAGGGGUGUCAAACUCACGUCGUCAUGGCGGCGUCACGUGAUCUACUGGGACUUCCCCCCCCCCUUUCGUUAAACCAGGCAUGGGCAUGGCCAGCACAUUAUGCAUCUGGCCUACUGGCCGGGAGUUUAACAACCUUGGUAUACCGAUGUAUGGUGGAUGAAUGGCUUGCAUUGAAGAACUAUUUCAAAUUCCACACUCCAUUUUAUUUUACAUAGCAGGUUGCAAUACUUGUAUUUGUAUAAUACAGGGGUGUCAAACUGGCGGCCCGCAGGCUGGAUGCAUCACGGCCACCUCAGCUCCGUGAAUGGGAAAAACGUUGCGAAACGUCACGUGAUGGCAAUGUGAUGCGGCAAGUUUGAUACCCGUGAUAUAAUAGAAUUAGAAUUGCUACCAUGUCGUAUAGAAUUGUGGUCUUAAGUUACUACAGAUAGUCCUCAACCUGUAAUGGAGCCUGCUCAUGACUGUAAGUUGUGAUGGUUGUAAAGCGGACACGCCCCCCACAUAACCAACCCAAUUUUUAUGACUGGUUUUUAUGGUGGAAAUUAAGCAAAUCACCCAAUGGUCAUUAAGCAAAUUUGCACUUGUUAAGCAAACCCAUUAUUCGCUAUGGGGCAUUUUUGCCGAAAACCGGAAGCAAACUGGAAGUAAAGCCUGGUUUUCAGCAAAAAAAUUGUGGUUAUGUGACUGGGAAAUGCUGGAAACAACUUUCAAAGCAGGCUGGUUGCUGAGCACCCGAAAUGCAGUCACUUGACUGGUGGGGAGGGGCAGCCAUCUUUGGAACUGGGUCGUAAGUAUCUAUCUUUGGAAGGAAUCUGUCAUAAGUUUGAAUGGUCAUUAAGUAACCAGUCAUAAGUCAAGGACUACACGUAUGAGCAGUGCUGCUAAUCUUUAAGCAACUGCAUCUAUUUUCAGCUUUGUGCAGAAGCUUGAAGAAAGUCUGAUUCCUUUAAUGAAGAGCUGCGAAGUGCCAUGCUAGCACAAAGUCCAAAGCCCUUCAUUUUAAAAUCUUGCACAGCCCCGUUAUGUAAUAUGGUUCUGUUAAAUAUCUGACCUGCCUCCCCAACUAAAAGCAAAGAGAUCAGGGGUGCGUUCUACUUACCUUUACUACCAGUUCGCAACGGGAUCGCGCAUACGCAGGUCGCCGAUUAUGACAUCCGGGGCAGUGGGCGGGAUCCCCCCACUGGUUUUACUACCGGUUCUUGUGAACUGGUCCGAACCGGGGACAACCCACCACUGAAAAAGAUGUCUCAAAGAUGUCUGUGUUUUUCAUGUAAGGUCUGAUAAAAUAAAAGGAUUGCCAAAUGGGAGGAGAAUGAUUUUUCAAACCAGUUUGAGAACCCAAGAAUAGCCCUGUUUGAUGGGAUCACGACCAUCUUAGACCAGCUCUUAGUUUCUCAAUGUUGCUACAAAUGCCUCAAAAAUAGGAGAUGGAGAUAGAUCCCUCAUCUGUUACUGGUUUUUUAAAUUUAUUUAUUUAUGCAGCAAAUAAUUUAAUUCCAUAAAAUGGGGAACACCUUUUGAAGACCCAAAUCUAUUGUAAGGUUAAGGAGUCAUUGAAAUUAAAUGCUCUGUCCCCUUUGAACUCAUUUCUUCCCCUGCAUUCUUUUCCAAGGGAUUUGGCUUCUGCAUGUUUCUUUGCACUCAUAGUUUUGUAGGCUCAAGCUUAUUGAUGGCCUCUUGGAAAGGCGCAUUACUUUUAACAACGUUGACAAGGAAUCCUAAAACGUAUUAAAUAUCGAAUGACUCUACUCUCAUCACAUUAAACCUAUUAGAAUUCUUUCUUGAGAUCUGACAUACAGACUAAUUGUAGAAUAAUCUCAGGUUGCAAAGGGAAGCAAAGUUGGAACAGUCCAUGUAACAUUGUAGGAUAUUAUAGAAGUCUGGCUGAAAAGAAGUCAUGUUCAUCUACUGAAAGUUGUUGCAUUAGACCUGUUUCCAAGCCUGCCCCUCAAUUUACCAAAGCAAUUAUAAGUAUAUGACCAGUACUCUACGUGCCAAAAGUGAAAAAUAUGUUCAAUAUCUGUGUUUAAAAUGAUGCUAAUUCCGAAAUUUAGAUACUGUAGUUCUCCCUUCUCAUUUACUGAAGAAAGAAGUUUGUUGAAGGAAGUUAUAAACAGCAUCUGCAUACCGUUCCCACCAUACUGCUGUGACUUCUCAUGUAGUGGUUUCAGAUUGUGUGAGAGGUCUAUGGAAAUGCUCAGUCAGUCAUCUAGGUCAUGGCUGUUCCAAAGGUGCUUUUUCAAAAGGCAACUGGUCUUUAUUUUUUCCUUGAAGAUGUUUCGCUUUUUGCUUGAAGACGUUUUGCUUGAAGGACGUUUCAUCCAAGAAACUUCCUCAGAACUGAAGAAGCUUCUUGGAGGAGAAGUGAAACAUCUUCAAGCAAAAGCAAAGAAAGUCCAGUUUCCUUUUGAAAAAGCACCUUUGGGACAACCAUGACCUGGAUGACUGAGGAUUUCCAUAGACGUCUUCAAGGAAAAACAGAGAAAAUCCAGUUGCCUUUUGAAAAAGCACCUUUGGGAUUGUGUGAAACGUUUCCGUGACUGCAACAUCCAUUUUUGGAGAGAUGGCUGGCAUUGUAGUGGGGGUGGGGUGGGGAGAGGGGGGGAAUAAGUUGUGAUUACCUCUGCUACAAGUUGUACAGAAAGAUGACGCCGUGUGGUCAAGAUUACUGACUUAAGUAGUACAUAUGUGAAGAUCUGUCCUAAAUAGAAUUCUUUGCGGUAACUGUUCGUCAUAAAACAACUAACUGUGUUUAGUGUAGUACAAUCAGGCUUCCAUUUGUGCAGUGGAAUUAAACUUCACUCAUCUUCCCCCUUGCACAUACCUCCAAGCCUGCUCCGAGGAGAGGGUGUGUCCCAACCUCUGGAACAGAUUUGAUGGAUGCACACCCAUGGAGGAAGUGUCUGUCCUGUUUGGGACCCCAUUGGAUGCAGUCCUUUGUAUUGUAUAUCUUGUGAAUGCUCUGAAAGGUGGUGGGUAUUUCUUGCAUGAUAAUAGUCAUCUAUUAACAUAUUUGGGUGACUCAAGACAUCGGUUUGGAUGGGCGCUUCUUGUUUAGAAGUGAACACGAUAGAAUUAUCCUAUCUGUAAAAUCUGCAGCUCUAUGAAUGUAGCAAAUGUUGCCCAGGUUGUUACUCAUUUGAAUUCCAACAUAUGGUACUGUACUUCUUAAUCUUAAUUUGGAUUUUUUUUUUACAGUUCAAGCGUGAUGAUGUCGUAAUUUGUAAGUCGAUCAUUUGUGUUCCAUUUUAAAUUUAGAUGUUUAGGAUGGGGAAAAAAAUAUUUCUCCCUUUUCCAUUCCAUUUAAUUAUCAAGGGGAGAAUACCAUAAGGGCAUGAUAACCUGAAGCCAAAUGUGUGCCAAAUUUCUUGGUUAUUCUGCUAUCUUUGUCUUUGGUUUUGCUUUGGUUUCUUUCUGUUUGUUGGUUGGUUGGUAUUCUUGUGAAUGUUUCCUGUGUAAAUAGCAAUCCCAGCUUCUUAAUGUUGUUGUAAAUUUUGUACAUUCUAUAAAUGACUUAAAAUUUU